Molecule: messenger RNA, 3014 nt
Organism: Macrosteles quadrilineatus (aster leafhopper)
Lineage: Eukaryota; Metazoa; Arthropoda; Insecta; Hemiptera; Cicadellidae
Exons: 20
Coding region: 1-2751 (916 amino acids)
Molecular function (GO): oxidoreductase activity; iron ion binding
Source: RefSeq, a predicted model, not a curated record
AUGGAACGUAUCCAGUACGAAGAAGCUAAAGAGGAUUGGUCAACAUUGACAAUCUCUUUGCCAGAGUACCUGUACACAGAAAUCUACAGAAGGCUAAUAACGAAAAUAAUAUUUUUUCCACUCAACAAUUCAUACAUUGUUAGAACUUAUAAGAUAGAAAGAAGAGCUCAAAAUGACCAUGCAAUAGUGAAUGCAGGAUUCUGUUUCAGUUUUGAUAAAACCGAUGAUUACAGAGUUUUAGAAAAGCCAAGUAUUGUGUAUGGUGGAAUCGAUGGAGAGUUUAUCCAUGCAAGCUGCACAGAAUCAUUCCUGGAGAACAAGAAACUACUGAAUACAAAAACGCUGCAAGGAGCGUUACGCAGACUGAAUGAGGAGGUGAGACCUACCCGUAUACUCCCAGAUGCAACCAAUGAAUACAGGAAAGGACUCACACUUUCACUCUUCUACAGAUACGUGUUGAGCUUGAACCCAUCGGCAGUCAACCCAAGACUUAGAAGUGGAGGAGAGGACAUUGAGAGGCCGUUGAGUCAUGGCGUGCAGCAGUAUUACAGUGAGCCUGUGGAAUAUCCUCUGACUGAGCCUAUACCUAAGAUUGAGUCUCUUAUCCAGUGUUCAGGAGAGAUACAGUACUCCGGUGAUCUUCUGCCUCUGAAGGAUGAACUGUUUGCUGCUUUGGUUCUGACAGAACUUGGUCCAGCAACACUUGACGGAAUAAAUCCCAACGAUGCUCUGCAAAUUCCUGGUGUAGAGGCUUUCUUCAGUGCCAAAGAUAUACCAGGGUUAAAUACUAUUUUGAGUCCAACAACAAAUAUCUUUCAGCAGAUAGAAGAAUUAUUUGCCAGUGAUGAGAUUAAAUAUGCGGGUCAGCCUGUUGGAGUGUUGGUAGCUACAUCUCAAGAAUUGGCGAACUUUGCAGCCGAGAGGGUGAAAAUAACUUAUAAAUAUAUCAAGAAACCUUUACUUUACGUCAAAGAAGUGUUGGAGUCAGAAGAAACUGAGCGAAUAAAAUAUAGAGCGUCAAUUCGACCAACUGUAGAAAAAAAGGAUGUUGAACACAAAAUUGAAGGAGAAUACACUUUCAACGGUCAGUACCACUCAUAUUACGAGACGCACACCUGCGUAGUCCGACCAAGAGAUAACUUGGUCCUGGAUGUGAUGGUUUCCUCACAAUGGAUGCAAGGAAUACAUGAGGCUAUCUCUGCUCUCCUGAACAUGUCAGUGAACAGGAUAAAUGUGCAGAUUAUGAGGUGCGGAGGAGCGUAUGGUGGGAAGAUGAAUAGAAGUAACUAUGUAGCUUGCGCCACAGCAUUGUCCGCUUAUCUUCUUCAACAACCUGUCAGAAUGGUGAUGAAUUUGGAGUAUAACAUGAGAAGUUGCAUUGGCAGAUUCCUAAUGUACUCCAAAUAUGAGGUUGGAGUCAACGGUGAAGGAGUAAUACAGUAUUUGAAGGCAAACUAUUACAUUGACAAAGGAGCAUCUUUCAAUGAUUCAAAUACUGGAACUACUAGCAUAAAAGCACUUCCUUGUUUCUACGAUGUUUCAACAUGGACUGUUGACGCAUACGAUGUGUUGACGGACAAGUCACCGACAACAUUUGCUCGGGCUCCAGGUACUCUAGACACUCAAGGGUUAGUAGAACAUAUUAUGGAACACAUUGCUUGGACUAUCAAGAGAGACCCUACUGCAGUCAGACUAAGCAAUGCUGAAGAUGGUAGUCCCAUAGCUGAGUAUGUUGCUGAGGCCAAAUCUAAGGCUGAAUACACCUCUAGACUGGCUCAAUGCAGGGAGUUUAACAAGACCAAUCAAUGGAAAAAGCGAGGGUUGUCCUUACUCCCGAUGAAAUUUUACGUUAACUUUAAAGGAAGAUAUCACGCACUAGUAAGCAUCUACCGCAACAACGGCAGAGUCGUCAUUAGUCAUGCUGGUGUUGAAAUGGGACAAGGAAUCAACACCAAGGCAGCACAAGUAGCUGCCCAUGUUCUAGGGGUACCACUGGAGUAUGUCAAAAUAAAGCCCAACAACAACCUAGUGUCUCCUGACAGCAUUUAUACAGCAUCUAGCACCGGCAGUGAUAGUGUCUGUUUUGCUGUGAGGAAAUGUUGUGAAGAGCUAAAUGAAAGACUGGAAGCUGUGAGGCAAUCAUUAGGACCAGAUGUAGCUUGGCCUCUUCUUAUUCAAACUGCCUAUCUCAGGGGUGUCAACUUAAGUGCAUCUUUCAUGUUUGUACCGGAACGAGACCUGAAAGACUACCUAAACUACGGGACCACCAUAACAGAAGUGGAAAUAGACUGUUUAACAGGAGAGCAUAGGAUCCUUCGGGUAGACAUACUACAAAACCUAGGCAAGAGCGUGAGUCCACUGGUGGAUAUAGGCCAGAUUGAAGGAGCGUUCUUGAUGGGAAUUGGACACUUCACAAGUGAAAAACUCAUUUUUGACCCAAAUACUGGACUACUUGCUACAGAUAGAACCUGGGAAUACAAAAUACCCGGGGCCAAGGACAUUCCAGAAGAUUGGCGACUUUAUUUCAGAAAAGACCCUAACACUCCUCCAACUGGUGUAUAUGGAUCUAAGUCUGUUGGAGAGGCUCCUCUUGUUAUGUCUCACUCGGUUUUGUUCGCCAUCCGUCGAGCUUUGGAAUCCAUCAGAAGAGAUGUCGGAAUUCCUGAUACCUUUGUCUACAAUGAUCCACCAUGUACAACUGAGAAUAUCUUUCUAAGAAGCAGUACAAGGUUUGAAGAUUACAUCCUGUAGAAGAAGAGGGGUCACAAAUUAUUUUGGUACCUAUUUAAAGUUUUGUUUAGUGCCUGUAAUAUAAUGCAAAACUCUAUUUACUGUAGCUAUUAUUUUUAGAUAUGGCCCAUUUAAACAUUUAAAGUAAAAUUUCAAGAGAACCGUCCUUGUUUUAUAAAAGAAGUGUUAACCGUAAAACUAUAUUUGCGUCUUUUGAAAUUAAAUUUUACCAGACUUUUAUAGUUAAAUUUAUGUUAGCAUUUUGAUGUUAAUAUCCCUUUAUG